UCUCCCCCCUGUUUGCACAACAACCAAGAAAACAAUAGUGUCCCGAUAGAAGAAUAGAAUCGCAAUCACCCAAGCAGAAAAGAGAGAGAAUCAAAUAAAGGCUAAUUGACCCCUUCCCUUCUCUCUCUCUCUCAUGCUCUGCAAAGCAGAGCUUGAAUUCUUGGUUCACACACAUUCUCUUGUUAAGGUUCCCUUGUGAGGCCACCAAAGCCUUCCCCUUCACUGCCUCUCUUGUCUGCUACUUUUCUUGUCAUUGCAUUCUCUCUCUCUCUCUCUCUCUCUCUCAUGAACUAGUCUGGAAAAUGACUGAAGAGUUCCCUGCAACAGUUCCUUCUGACAGAGCAGUUGAACAGGCACUUGUGGCUUUAAAGAAGGGCGCCCAUCUUUUGAAGUAUGGGCAACGAGGGAAGCCGAAAUUCUGCCCUUUCAGGCUAUCCACGGAUGAGAAAUUUUUGAUCUGGUAUUCUGGUGAGGAGGAAAAGCAACUGCGGCUAAGCUCAACCAUGAAGAUUAUUCGUGGACAGAAGACUACAAAUUUUCAGCGGCAACUUCAACCAGAGAGAGAAAGUCAGUCCAUUUCGAUAGUACAUGCGAAUGGUCAACAGUCUCUUGAUCUGAUAUGCAAGGACAAAGCACAGGCUGAUUCUUGGUGCUUAGGCUUGAGAGCUGUAAUAUCCAGGUGCCACCAUUCCAGGUUACUGGGUGCUCCGAAACACCAAAGAGGGACACAAUCUUGUAUCUAUAGCCCAGCUAGUUACAUGCGAAGGAAACAUAAUCUGGGAAUUUCUGAGGAGACCGCCAAAUUUUCUGAGGUGCACAGCUUAUGUGGUAGUCCCACUCGGUCAAUGUCAGAGCAGUGCUUUUCUGAUGCCCUAUCAUGUUCUUCCAAUAGUUUUUAUUCGGAAUCCAGUCUUCCAAGCGCACCAAACGUCAUGGAUACUUUUACUCCAAAUUCUCCAUAUGUUGAACAAGAUGAUCUCAAGAAGAGGGGAACAGUAACAGAAACUGAUACUGAGAUUCUCCGUAGUGGUUUUAAGACACGUGUUCAUGGUUCCCCACAAAUAGAGAAAACCAUUUUGAGGGAUGUCUUGAUCUGGGGAGAACGUAUGGAAGGUGCAUGUUUGGGGUUAGGGUUUGAUAAGUUUUGUAAACCUAAGGAAUUGCAUGUGGACGCUUUGUUACCCAAAUUACUCGAGUCUACCAUGGCUUUAGAUGUACACAAAGUAUCUUUAGGAACAAAGCAUGCUGCCUUAGUUACCAAACAAGGGGAAGUUUUCUGUUGGGGUGACGGUAGCAGCGGAAGACUGGGAAAUAAAAUUGACAUGGAUGUUACACGACCCAAAAUUGUGGAAUCACUGUCCGCGGUCCGUAUAAAAUCAGUUGUCUGUGGUGAAUAUCAAACAUGCGCUCUCACAUUUUCUGGCGAAGUUUACACAUGGGGAGACAAUUGUUAUGGUUCUGAUUUAGGUGGUGAGGAUAAUAAUAGGAGCCAGUGGCUUCCGCAUAGAAUCUCUGGUUCUUUGGACGGUGUAAUCAUAUCACAAGUUUCUUGUGGAGAGUGGCACACGGCAAUUGUAUCUGCCUCUGGAAAGUUAUUUACAUACGGAGAUGGGACUUUUGGGGUUCUUGGGCAUGGGAAUCUUCAAACCAUAUCUCAACCAAAACAAAUUGAAUCUCUCAAGGGUUUAUCGGUGAAAUCUGUCGCAUGUGGGUCAUGGCAUACAGCAGCAGUUGUGGAAAUCAUGGUUGAUGGAUGUAAGUUUGACGAUCCGGGUGGUAAAUUAUUUACCUGGGGAGAUGGGGAUAAAGGAAAGCUUGGUCACGCUGAUCAAGAGAGGAAACUCUUACCAGCAUGUGUCCUACAGCUAGUGGACCACAAUUUUGUUCAAGUUGCAUGUGGAAGAAUGUUGACUGUUGCACUAACUGACAGAGGUAAGGUUUACACAAUGGGGAGUGCCGUGCAUGGGCAACUGGGGGAUCCACAUGGCAAAGACAAAUCGAUUACUAUCGUUCAGGGGAAGAUAAAAAACGAGUUCGUUAGGGAGAUCUCGUGUGGAUCUUAUCAUAUUUCUGCCUUGACUUCAAGUGGGGGUGUUUAUACAUGGGGAAAAGGUUUGAAUGGGCAACUAGGAUUAGGUGACACCGAAGACAGGAACUCUCCAACUUUGGUGGAGGCGUUGAGAGAUAGGAAGGUAGAAAGUGUAACUUGUGGGUCCAGUUUCACAGCUGCGAUUUGCUUACACAAGUCUAUUUCAAGUAGUGAUCAAUCGGCUUGCAAAGGGUGCGGAUUGGCUUUUGGGUUUACGAGGAAGAAGCACAACUGUUAUAACUGUGGUCUUUUGUUUUGCAAUGCAUGUAGUGGUAAGAAGGCCACGAAUGCUGACCUGGCACCUACCAAGAGUAAGUAUUUUCGAGUUUGUGAUCCGUGCUUCAACACCUUGAAGAGGGUUACACAUUCAGAUAGGCUGCCAAAGGUUGAAAGUCCUAGUCCAAGAUUGACUUUGACCGCAAAGAAGGCAUCUUUGGAAGAGAGUGCAGAGAGAGGAGAGGCAGUUAGUACACCACGUCAAAUGGUUUUAACCAGAAAAUUUUAUAAAGAGAUUAGCCAAUUGCAUGAAAGGAAGAAUGUGAAAAGCCAAGGGGAAAAUCAGCAGCUUUUAGACACUGUUUCUUCUUGUUCGGUCGGGUUUCCCAGAUGGGGCCAAGUCUCCUGCCCCGUAACAUUUAGUAACAUCAACAGAGAAAACACAAUGUCCCUCGUUUCUGUUCCGAAGAAUCAACUUUCUUCCACUCCUGUCUGUUCACAACGGAUUCCCUUGGGAUCAAAAUCUCCGAUUUCAAGUGCCAUGAGUGCGCAGAAAAGCUUCUUGGAGUCAGACGAUUGUCUAAUUGAAGAAAUUCACGAGCUGAGAGCUGAGGUUGAGAGUCUUGAAAAGCUAUGUGAGACAAGGAACGAGGAAAUAAAAGAAUGUAAACAGAAAAUUGAAGAAGCGUGGUCUGUGGCGAAGGAGGAAGCUGCCAAGUCUAAAGCAGCGAAGGAGUUUAUAAAUGUUUUGAAAUUGAAGCUCCAUACUACUUCAGAGGAACUUAAAGCGGAAAAGGAGUUCAAAGAUCGAGUUAGUGCUCAUCUCCCUCAAAUCACAUCCGUACCUAUAGAUACCCCAUCACUGAAGGAUGCGAACACAAUGUUAAUUCCUACGCGUUUGCCGACCAAAGUUGGAUCUCUGGAAGGGCAAAAAGUUGACAGUAUAUGUGGUCCUCAGAUCUUUUUCUCCAAUACUCUACAAUCUAUUUCUGAUGGAGACUUCUACCGUGGCGGCCCUAUGUUAGCAGAGGAAUCAAUUGUCGAAAAAACUGCUUCUGUAGAAAAUGGAUUAAACCCCUUGAAGUAUGAAUGGGUUGAGAAGUGUGAACCCGGCGUUUAUAUCACGUUCAUUACCCUGCCAAGCGGGCAGAAGGGCGUCAAGCGAGUGAGAUUCAGCCGGAAGAAAUUCACCGCGAAGGAAGCAGAGAGAUGGUGGGAAGAGAAUGAACUAGCAGUAUACCAGAAGUAUGGGAUUGAGUAAAACAUAAGCUCAAACUAAUAUCAUGGGAGACCAGUGGCUGAUUUGGCUUUUUACCUCCACACUAUAAAAUCAUUCACUUCUUGGGGCCAAAGCAGAUAUGGGUUCAUAUGGUGGAGUCUUGCUAAAUCCACAUGGUGGAAGUGUGGAUGGUGAAGUAAGAAGGAAGAUGGUGAUUCAAAGUUAGUUACUGUUGCCUAGUAAUGCUAUUAACACAAUAUUUUGCAUAACGAUGUGCACGACAUGCUCGUGUGGCACGGUUUGUUGGCGGUUGUAUGAGAUGGUAUUUUUCAACACUAACGAGACAGUGCCACGUGAACAUGUUCUGUAGAUUAUUGUGUGAAAUAUUGCGUUGACUGUUAAUAGGCUUUUACGAUGUGGGUGGAGAGGAAAGAGUGAUUGGAGAGGGGAUGAGAGUGAUUUUUGGUGUAAAAAAAAAAAAAAAAAACCUGGCCCUCAUCUUGUUCAUAGGGAGCAUAUCUUGCCUACUUCAUCGAACUGUAUAGUUUUACACUUUUCAUAGAUAUCUCUCUCUCUUCCGGUAAUAUAGUACUUGAUCCCUACCAAAUCCAUGUCUAGCAAAGAUGAAACACAUUCCGGAACAGAAGCAUAAAAAUGUAGACCCUCAAGAUCAACCGUUGCGUACUUCGCCAGUGUGUCGGCGCAGUGGCGUUGCAGCAGGCAUGUCCUGCAGAGACCUGAUGUUCAAGCAUGGAUGUGAAUUGACAUAUGGGCUGGAAUUAAUGCUGAACUUUGGCUUUGUGGUAACCAAAUAUUGCCUGUUCUCCAUUUGACUUAUAUUCCCUCUGUUUUACAACUAAUCCCUACCUUUGGCUGGGGAUAAUUGAAUUCGUGGAUAAUAAGGCAGAUAAAGAUUACAAAAGUAAAUUUAGUAAUGACUUUUA
Molecule: messenger RNA, 4468 nt
Organism: Rhododendron vialii
Lineage: Eukaryota; Viridiplantae; Streptophyta; Magnoliopsida; Ericales; Ericaceae
Product: PH, RCC1 and FYVE domains-containing protein 1
Exons: 9
Coding region: 303-3566 (1087 amino acids)
Molecular function (GO): metal ion binding
Source: RefSeq, a predicted model, not a curated record